Messenger RNA from Colius striatus (speckled mousebird), 1590 nucleotides. RefSeq names its product probable 2-ketogluconate reductase. Bases 427 to 1413 code for a protein of 328 amino acids. Gene Ontology annotation, molecular function: hydroxypyruvate reductase [NAD(P)H] activity; NAD binding; glyoxylate reductase (NADPH) activity. The transcript is spliced from 7 exons. NCBI's taxonomy places the organism in Eukaryota, Metazoa, Chordata, Aves, Coliiformes, Coliidae. The record is from RefSeq and is a predicted model, not a curated record. Gene Ontology annotation, cellular component: cytosol.
CGGGGGGCAGGGGGUGGAAGCCCUUAGUGCCGUCCGAAGCUGAGGCGGGGAAGGUGUGUGCCCCGCCAGCCGCAGGUUCCAUCCCCUGGUCGUGUUGGUAGCCCUGCCCUGGACUCUCUCCAGCAGUUCCCUGUCCCUCUUGAGCUGGGGAGCCCAGAACUGGACACAGGACUCCAAAUGAGGCCUCAGCAGGGCAGAGCAAGAGGGGAGCCUCACCAAGCCUCCACGGUACUGAGCUGCAGGGGUUAAGCCUGGUGACUGUGGAGCUGGCCUGGGGCCAGGAGCAGGAGGGGCACUGGGACACACUGGGCUGUGAAGGACAGCCAAAAGACGGAGAGAAACCAACGCAGCUUAAUUCCUUGGUUGUGGCUGUGGUCAUUUGUUUUCUUCUAUAGGGAAGUCGCAGCGAGGAAUUUAUUCCAGGUCAUGGCAGAAGGAGAGCUGCCGGGCGUGUUGGUGGUGGAUGUGGGAGGAGCUCACGGUUUGCUGGAAGACGUUGCAGUGCUUUUGAAGGAACACUUUCACCUUAUCACCAUGAAGGAAUUUCUUCAAAACAAAAGAGAAAUGAGCAAAAAAAUCCAGUCUGUUUUCGUGUUUGAGCGCAAGCCAACUAUUGACAGGGAGCUCCUAGAAAGCCUGCCUCAUCUAAAGGUGGUUGCAAACUCUGGAGUUGGAGUCGACCACUUAGACUUGAACAUGAUCUCUGGCUUCGGUGUAAAAGUGACCAACACCCCCCACGCCGUGGCAGACUCAACAGCAGACAUGGGAAUGGCCCUGAUGCUGGCCUCUGCCAGAAGAUUAGUGGAAGGCUGCCAGAUUGCAGUUUCCCCAGACACGAGGCAGUUUGCCACAGACUGGCUGGGCGUGGAGGUAACCAGAGCGACGCUCGGGAUCAUCGGCAUGGGCAGCAUCGGCUACAAAGUGGCCCAGAGAGCUGCAGCCUUCCACAUGAGGAUCCUGUACCACAACAGGAACCGGAGAAGAAAGGAGGAGGAAGAGGCAGUUGGUGCCCAGUACUGUGGGAAGAUGGAAGACUUGCUGCAGCAAUCUGACUUUGUGAUGCUGUCUGUGAACCUGACUCCUGAGACUCGCAAACUGAUUGGGAAGAGGGAGCUGGGGCUGAUGAAACCCACGGCUACUCUUGUAAACAUCAGCCGAGGCGCAGUUGUCGAUCAAGAUGCAUUGGUGGAAGCUCUGCAGAACAAGGCUAUCAGGGCUGCUGCUCUGGAUGUCACAGACCCUGAGCCUCUGCCAAGAGACCAUCCCUUGUUAAAUGUCAGUAACGUCAUCAUAACCCCUCACAUCGGAACUGCCACAGCCCAAGCGAUCUGUCUGAUGGCGGAAGAAGCCAUAGCAAACAUUCUGGCUGUUCUCCAUGGCCAACCCAUUCCCAGCGAAGUCUUUCCCAAAUGACUUGUGCCAGAUGCUGGCCUCAAACCUCACAUCUCUGGGAAGACACUGUUUCUCACAGCACCACUUGUAGACUGAGGAAAGGUAACCUGCCCCUGCGCUUCUCUCGCUGUGAUGCUGCACAGCAGUCGUCUCAGAUCUGUGCUGUUCUUACAGUCCUGACAAAUAAAGUGGAACUAA